Heterostelium album PN500 is the source of this 327-nucleotide messenger RNA. RefSeq lists its product as uncharacterized. The transcript is spliced from 4 exons. Bases 1 to 327 code for a protein of 108 amino acids. The record is from RefSeq and is a predicted model, not a curated record. NCBI's taxonomy places the organism in Eukaryota, Evosea, Eumycetozoa, Acytosteliales, Acytosteliaceae.
AUGAGACAUGUCUAUGAAUGCAAUAUUGUUCCAAUACGUCAUAUUCCUAUUUUAAUAUGUUAUACAUUUCAAGUACAACCAAUUAAUAGAAAUUAUGGUGCAUAUCAACAACAGCAACAUCAACAACAAGUUGAAUAUGAACAACAGCAACAGCAACAGCAACAGCAACAGCAACAGCAACAGCAGCAGCAGCAGCAGAAGCAACAACAACCAAAUGUAGAUAAUAGAAAGUUACAACAAAAUCAACAAGUAAAUAAUAAAAGAUUGUUAGAGAAACAGAAACAACGAGAUAUGACACCACUUCAAGUGGUCAACGAAGAUCAAUGA